This is a messenger RNA of Pogona vitticeps (central bearded dragon), 2113 nucleotides long. RefSeq names its product solute carrier family 66 member 1 (gene SLC66A1). The record is from RefSeq and is a predicted model, not a curated record. Gene Ontology annotation, cellular component: lysosomal membrane. Gene Ontology annotation, molecular function: L-lysine transmembrane transporter activity. Lineage: Eukaryota; Metazoa; Chordata; Lepidosauria; Squamata; Agamidae.
CGGUGUUUGCACACGCACGCGGACGAAGGUGAACCGGUUGGGUCACGAGUUGGUGGUUAUCUGCUGUUGUGUCUCUGCUCCUGAAAGCUUUUGCAAACUUCUUUUUUUAUCAAGCGGGUUUCGGGAAGCCGGGCCACCAAAAGCAGAGCUUCCUCAAAAUGCCCUGGGGUGGGCGAGAUCCUCCAGGCCAGGGUCAAAGUCCCCCCACGUCUCUGGGGUUGCACAAGGCAGAUCUUUAAAAAGAAAAACUGAGUCACUCACUUAGGAGCCUUCAGAGCGCGGAGGAGAUUUGCCACCUCAGACGACCCCGAGUCACAUGAGAAAUGCUUAGCGCAGGGAUCUGGCGGCCCAGCAUCCUGGCUCCGACGGGAGGCAGCUAGAGCCUCCCUUUUUCCUCCCGACACUGGCCACCAACAUUUGCAGGGCGGUGGGGUGGCAAUGGGACCGAACCCAAACCCGUCAUUCUAAAACGGUCCAGCUCUGAUUUCAAUGACGGACAAAUCCUGCUGCUUUUAGGGGCUUCUUUCGCUGUCUGUUGCCGCCAGACGGAGCCUCCCUGGACCCUGCACCCAACGGACGCUCCUGCCAGCAAGAUGAGUCUCCAGACCACAAACGCCUCCGAGUGCCCGAAUGGAACCCAGUGGGUCCUGGAGGUUUUGCACGAAUGCGCCCAGGACGGCUGGGAUCUCGCCAGCGUGGUCCUGGGUCUCGUCUCCAUCUUGUGCUUUGCUGCGGCUUCUUUCCCGCAGUUCUACCUGGCCUGUAAAACCGGGAUCAUGGACCAGGCCCUGUCCCUCUAUUUCCUUCUAGGGUGGCUGGGGGGAGACUCUUUAAAUCUCCUCGGGUCCUUCUUGGCUGAUCAGCUGCCGCUACAGGUCUACACGGCCAUCUAUUACGUCCUGGCGGAUCUGCUCAUGAUCUCCCUGUACGUCUACUACAAGGUCAAGAACCAGAACAGGCUAGUUUCAGUCUCGAUUAAUGCCCUGCUGGCCUUCGUUCUGGUGGGAACAGUUUCGGCCAUGCCGUUCAUGGCUGGACCGGCCCCUUCUCUCGCCGAUGGCACCACGGCCACCUUCAAAGGACGGACGCUUCUCUCUUUAGCCAACAAUCACGUUCGGUGGGAGCCUUUCACCCAGAAAGAAAUCAUCGGCUUCGUGAUAGGAUCCGUCUCGUCGCUGCUCUACCUGCUCUCCCGCGCCCCUCAGAUCUACACGAAUUUCAAGAGGAAAUCGACCGUGGGCAUCUCGUAUUCCCUCUUCGCUCUGGUGAUGCUCGGCAACCUGCUGUACGGGCUUAGCGUCCUAAUGAAAAACCCGGACCCCGGCCAAACGGAGGGCAGCUAUGUGAUCCACCACCUCCCGUGGCUGAUCGGCAGCUUGGGAGUUCUGUCUUUAGACAUCGUCAUUUCUUUCCAGUUCCUCGCUUACCGGCAGAAGAAACCCUCUCGGCUCGAAGAGAGAGAAGCCCUCCUAGACCAUACUGAGGAGUCUCUCGAAAGCGGCCAGACAUGACGCUGCGGGGAUGCUGGAUUGCGGAGUCACCGAUCAAAUGGAGACCCUGGUGUCCUCCCGGAUGCAUCCCCCCCCCGGAAGGAUGCUCUACCUCUGGAUUGUGGGGGGGGAGGAAGGGAAGUCCACACCUCUGUUACUAAUAGGUCUCUUUCCAGAAAACAUACCUAGCACCUUCAGGAAGGCUCUCCUCACCUCUUAACAGCCCUUGGGGUUUAAAAAAGGGACAGGGGAGACGUGACUUAAAACAAAACACACACCAAGGAACGAAAACCAUUUAUUUUCAGUUUUGCCGUGAUGUUUCAAAUCUGAAGCCAAAUGUAGCUUUUUCUCCCCCUCCUCCAUCAAAAAAGGAGAAGGGAAAAGAAAAAAAAACGUCGUUCACCAGAGGGUCUGGUGUUUGAAAUGGGAAUGAACUUUUGGCGAGUUGUGAUGAGGGUCUCCUCGUUUGCCAAUCCGGCGGCACCCGUUUUUCUUGGCAGAAGGGAAGGAGGAGGGACGCACCUCGAUUCUUACGACGGCGUGGGGCAUUCUCUUUUGAGUGGGCAUUUUCGUGGAGCCGGGAGAUGAAAAUAGAAAUAAUAAUAAAGGAAUUGUUCAAAGGG